GAAUCGAACGAACCUAAAACAAAUCAGAAAAUAAAAUGGCUGUGGGAGAUACCAACCAAGAUAUGUAUUUAGAGAUGGGGAGUAACACUCGACCUGAGAGCAAAUUGCAGAGCUGCUGUGUCAAUCGUCAGCGACUGCAUUCCAUCAUAACAGGAAUGGUCUUGUUCUCCUAUGGAGGAAUGGACAUGGCGCAGGGACUUGGCUGGAAUUUGUACACAGGCAUUGCGGACACACAACAAUUUUCGUUCUGUUGGUUCAUUGGAGUCAUUAUUGGAGCCAUAUUGGGAGCAUUCACAGUUAGCCACUUGCCCAAAUCCUUUUUCUAUGCUUUCGCAACGCUGCUGCAGUUGAUCGAUGCUAUUAUCUGUGUGAGUGCACCAUAUAACUAUGAUGCUAUGGUAGCAGCUCGAUAUAUUGGCGGCAUUGGCAUUGGCUUCAUAACGGUGGCCUUUAUAAUACACAACGCGGAGGUGGCGCCAAUCGAGGCUCGCGGCAAGUGGUGCGCCGUGGAGCAAUCUGGCCUGGGAUUGGGCAUAGCUGUGCAGGUGAUCAUGGACUCAAUGUGGAACCCGGCGCUACCUAUCGGAAACAAUCAAGUGCAUGGCAUCAUUGGAAUUGUGUUUGCUAUUAUCGCCAUUGCCGUAAUAAUACUUUCGGUCGAGUCGCCCAUCUUUCACCUGCGCCGCAACGAUUACGACAAGGCCAAUGAUUGCCAAUGGCAGCUGAUGAGCAAAGAAGCCACCGCAAAUGAGCAGAAUGAGCUGUUGGAAGAGAACAAACGUUACGUCUCGGAGGGUGUACAUGAGAGCAUAAGCCACGAUCUAGUCGUCUCCGUGGUUCCAUUCUUUAAAAUGUUCUUUUGCCGUUGCCUGGUGGCAUUUAGCUUCUCGAUGCCGCUCACUCAGACAAUUAUUGCGAGCAGUACGGUCUGGAAAGGCACGCUAUACAGCUGGCCAAUCAUCGUAUGGAGACUCUUACGUUGGAUCGGAACUCUCAUUUCCAUCCUAGUUAUGGACAAGCUGGGCCGCAAGCUCCUCGCAAUGCUUGGCCUUGUUUGCAUGGCUGGGUUGAUGCUGGGCAUGGCUGGCCUCUACUCGAACUACGCUUAUACGAUAAGUCCAUACUAUAUGGCGCAGGUAUGUCGCAUUUCCAUGGCCUUCCAAAUGUUCGCUGGCCUCUUCGUUGCAUGCACCCCUGCUUACAUGGGAGAGGCAUUCCCCAUGCGCAUCAAGCCUUUCCUCAUUGCCUUUAUCGUGUGCAUCGAGCAACUGAUUCACAUAAUUGUGAUUGUCACCUUCAAAAAUGAGGCAAACAGCUUCUAUCAAUACUAUCUGGGCGUCGGCAUUAUCCUGCUGAUAAGCAUGCUUAUCCUCUUGGUAAUGCUGCCAGAAACGAAAAAGACAACGUUACGAGAAGCUGGCCAUCGCUUCCGGCACCUUCAUGACAUUUUGGCCCAUUAG
Molecule: messenger RNA, 1460 nt
Organism: Drosophila hydei
Lineage: Eukaryota; Metazoa; Arthropoda; Insecta; Diptera; Drosophilidae
Product: sugar transporter ERD6-like
Exons: 3
Coding region: 36-1460 (474 amino acids)
Biological process (GO): transmembrane transport
Cellular component (GO): membrane
Molecular function (GO): transmembrane transporter activity
Source: RefSeq, a predicted model, not a curated record